This is a messenger RNA of Lactuca sativa (garden lettuce), 3939 nucleotides long. The record is from RefSeq and is a predicted model, not a curated record. Lineage: Eukaryota; Viridiplantae; Streptophyta; Magnoliopsida; Asterales; Asteraceae.
UCACAUGUAGAAGGGUUUUGUUCAUCGUUUAUCCGCGAACCAGUGACACCAGAAGAAAACCCUAAAAACCAGUUGGAAAACUGUUGAAUGGAAGAACCAGAGACGCAAAUUGAAGUCCGAUCCCUAACCGGUGAAACGAUAACUGUCUCAAUUUCCUCUAGUAGGACAAUUCAAGAACUCAAGCUUCUCCUUAAACAAAUCUUUCCUCCCGCAACCACCUCCUCGAACUUCCACCUUUUUCUCAAGGGCACGAAACUAAGUUUGCAGAGUCAGAUAAGUAGUACCUUGAUUUCCCAUGGCGAAUUUAUUGUUCUUCUUCCGUUUACAAAGAAGGACAAACAGAAAAUCGUGGAGCCAUGUGAGAAUGAAACAAAUCCUCAAAAUUUCCAUCAGUGUUCCACCUCAAAGUUUGCUGAAUCAGCUUGGUCCGAUAUGAUGCAAGAUCUGUCCUCUCUCUGGGAUACAGAAACUGAUGGGAAUGAGAGUCAUACUCAAUUUGAAUCUGGGAAUACAAAAUCCAACACUCGAAAUGAAGCAGAGAAGAGCUUGAUUGAUGAAGCAAUAAACAAGCUUUUGAACACAUUGCAGUCAUGUGAUAGUGAUGAACUGGAUGAAAAGAGCUGUGAGGGGUUUAUGCAAGUUUUGGAGUCAGUUAACUGUUUAUCCGAUCCAAAAACCAGAAAUUGUAUGUUAAUGAACGAAAAUACACAAAUCAAUGAAUUCCAUGGUGCUUCUGGCAGUGGUUAUUCAUGUAUUUGUCCAUCAUGGCUGAAGGUUCUUUUGAAGGCCUUUUAUUUCUUGAACAUUUACUCUAGUUUUCUUCAAGUGCAGCAGAGAAAAGUUACCCUAUUCAGUUUGGAGCAUGGAUUUGACCAGCUAAGUAAGUUGGGAUUUGGAUUUGAAUCUUCUUAUCUUGAGAAUCUUGCUGUGCUUUGUCCUCAGGUUAUACAGUUUAUUGACAAUGAUGCUGAAGGUAAAAGGUCAAACAAUGCCAUUGUUGUCAUCAAGUCAAAAUCAGAUCUUAAAUACCAAAUUAAAGGUAAAAGAAAGAUGUCUACUCCUACUGUAGUUAAUGCUUUGAAAAAAAGAGAAAAUUCCUUCAGAGCAGAUUUAUGGGCAAUUGUUAAAUCAUUUAUGGAAAAAAAGGGGAAGGAGAAAAUCAAGUCAUUAUCUUUAAAUGAUCUUUUGCUACAUGCAACUGAAGGAAAUCAUAAAGCAACUAAAAAUGAUGUUAAAAGAACAAAAAGAAGCAUGUCUGAACCCUCAGAUUCCUUUUCACCUGAAGUACAAUGUAAUGAAACAAAUCCUUUGCUGCCUACAGAAAUGGUUGAGCAUCUAAAGACAGGCCUUGGUUCUCAAGGACAGAUAGCUCAUAUUGAAGAGAUUAAUGCCCGAAUAGCCAAUUUUGUAAAGAUUCCAGAUUAUCUAUCUGAAGGAACAAAAUCUGCACUUAAAUGUUCAGGUGUCUCAAAGCUUUAUAGCCACCAGGCAGAGUCAAUUGAGGCAUCAAUUUCUGGAAAGAAUGUUGUUAUUUCAACAAUGACAUCAAGUGGAAAGUCUCUUUGUUAUAAUCUACCAGUUCUUGAAGUAUUAUCUCAAGAUCCUUCAGCUUGUGCUUUAUAUCUCUUUCCAACAAAGGCAUUGGCACAAGAUCAACUAAGAGCAUUGUUAUCUUUCACAGAAGGUUUUUAUGUAGGCUUAAACAUUGGUAUAUAUGAUGGAGAUACUUCUCAUGAAGAUAGAUUAUGGCUUCGUGAUAAUGCUAGACUGUUGAUUACAAAUCCAGAUAUGCUCCACAUGUCAAUCUUGCCCUUUCAUAACCAAUUCCAACGAUUCCUAUCAAACCUCAGGUAUGUGGUGAUUGAUGAAGCUCAUUCAUAUAAGGGAGCAUUUGGAUGCCAUGCUGCUCUUAUUAUAAGGAGACUUCUUCGACUCUGUGCUCAUGUUUACGGGAGUGAUCCGUCUUUUAUAUUUUGCACUGCAACCUCUGCCAAUCCACGUGAACAUACAAUGGAACUUUCAAGCUUACCAACAAUGGAGUUAAUUCACAAAGAUGGAAGCCCUUCUGGCCCUAAACUUUUUGUCCUCUGGAACCCUCCUUUACGCAUGAAAACUGUUAACAAGAGAAGUAGAAGUAGCAUAGACACUGACAAAUUUGAUACAACAGUUUUCCUUGGACGCUCAAGUCCUAUAUUGGAAGUUUCAUAUCUGUUUGCAGAAAUUAUUCAACAUGGACUUCGUUGCAUUGCGUUUUGCAAAACACGCAAACUAUCUGAACUCGUAUUGAGCUAUACGCGCGAAACACUUCAGAAAACAGCGCCCAAUCUCGUAAAUUCCGUGUUUGCUUAUCGAGCUGGCUACACUGCUCAUGAUAGGAGAAGACUUGAAAGCGACCUUUUUAGUGGGAAAAUUCGUGGUGUUGCUGCUACAAAUGCUCUUGAAUUAGGGAUCGAUGUUGGACACAUUGACGUCACCCUUCAUCUAGGGUUUCCUGGAACUAUAGCUAGCUUAUGGCAACAAGCUGGGAGGUCUGGAAGAAGGGAACAACCAUCACUUGCUAUAUAUGUUGCAUUUGAAGGACCUCUCGAUCAAUACUUUAUGAAAUUCCCUCACAAACUCUUCAAAGGACCAAUAGAAUGUUGCCACGUGGAUGCUAAAAACCCUCAGGUUCUUCAACAACAUUUAGUCUGUGCAUCACUUGAACACCCGAUAAGUGUUGCUCAUGAUGAGAAGUACUUUGGUCCUGACCUAAAAUUUACAUUAUUAGCCCUUAAAAGUAAGGGUUAUGUCACUUUCAAUCCCUCUGCUGAAAUUUGGAACUACAUUGGGCCUGAGAAAAUACCUUCUCGUGGUGUUAGCAUACGUGCAAUAGAAUCAGAGAAAUACAAAGUAAUUGACAUGAAAAAUGAUCAAGUUCUUGAAGAAAUUGAAGAGAGUAAAGCUUUCUUUCAGGUCUAUGAAGGUGCUGUUUAUAUGCAGCAAGGGAAAACCUAUCUAGUCAAGAAUCUUAAUUUAUCUACAAAAAUCGCUUCAUGUCAAGAAGCCGAUUUAAAAUACUACACCAAGAUUCGUGAUUACACUGACAUUGAAGUUGUAGGAGGCCACAUUGCAUACCCUACAAAAAUCCCUAACAUUCAUAACUCAAAAACAUCUUCCCAAUCAAAUCCAUGUAAAGUCACUACUAAUUGGUUUGGAUUUAGAAGGAUUUGGAAAGGAAGCAAUAGAGUUUUUGACACAGUUGAUCUAUCACUUCCUAGUUAUACAUAUGAAUCAAUGGCUGUUUGGAUACGGGUCCCACAAUCAAUAAAAACAGCUGUGGAAAUGGAGAAUUAUUCCUUUCGUGGAGGCUUGCAUGCUGCAGGGCAUGCACUUGUACAUAUCGUCCCUCUGUAUAUAAUUUGCAACUCAUCGGAUUUGGCUUCAGAGUGUGUGAAUCCUCAUGAUACUCGUUACAUUCCUGAAAGAAUUUUAUUAUAUGAUUCAUGCCCUGGAGGAACAGGCAUUUCAUCACAGGUUCAACCUAUUUUUACUAAGCUUUUAAGUGCUGCAUUGGAACUUAUCACAUCAUGUUGUUGCUCUGGUGAUGCUGGUUGUCCUAAUUGUGUUCAAAAUCUUUCAUGUCAUGAGUACAAUGAAGUUUUGCAUAAAGAUGCAGCGAUGAUGAUUAUUAAGGUUAUUGCCAAACACCAAAUUUAACUAAAUGGUGUUUUAGAAUUGGAGAAAUCAAACUUUGCAGAUACUUCCACUCUUUCAUGACUUGUUGAGAUAGAUUUGUAAAUAUGUAGGACAUUGGACUUUUGGUUAAUUAUUUAAUCGUCUCAUUGUUUUUAAAAAUUAAACAAAUCAGUUUUGGAGUUUUGUAUAUGAUUAUUAUUGGUGUUCAUUUUUGUUGUAUACUUGAAAAAAUAUAUGAUUAUUGAAGGUUGAAGUAUCUUUCAA